AUGAAUGACUGAUUGUACGUCAGUGAGUGGCCGUCUGGUGGUUUGCGUGAGAAAAUUUUUCAUUGAUCAAAAUAAAAAGAACAAACUCGUUUUGAUUUUAUUUUUUUCGUCAAACAUUUAGCAAAAUAUUGCUAUAGUGAAGUGAUGUACUAGUUCAAUGAUUUAUGCAUAUAAUUGAGCAUAAUUGAAAUACUUAUCCGCUAGGAGUCAAUAGAAGGGGCGACGCAAUGACCGACAAGGGGACGACCACGGCCCAGCCGCUGGUACAGAUAGGUUACUACACCCUGGGGGCCACCCUGGGAACGGGGACCUUCGGGAAGGUCAAAAUCGGCGAGCACACAAAAACGAAGCACAAGGUGGCUGUUAAAAUCCUGAAUCGUCAGAAGAUCAAGAGCCUGGAUGUGGUCGGAAAAAUUCGUCGCGAAAUUCAAAACCUGAAGCUGUUCCGACAUCCGCACAUAAUCAAAUUGUACCAGGUGAUAUCCACCCCAACCGAUAUUUUCAUGAUCAUGGAAUAUGUCAGCGGAGGCGAGCUGUUCGAUUACAUCGUAAACAACGGCAAACUUCAGGAAACGGAAGCGAGACGGUUCUUCCAGCAGAUCAUUUCCGGGGUGGACUAUUGCCAUCGCCACAUGAUUGUACAUCGCGAUUUGAAGCCGGAGAAUCUCCUGUUGGAUCACAACAGGCAUGUAAAGAUUGCCGAUUUCGGACUUUCCAACAUGAUGCUCGAUGGAGAGUUCUUGCGAACUUCUUGUGGUUCACCGAACUAUGCAGCGCCGGAGGUUAUCUCCGGAAAGUUAUACGCUGGUCCAGAGGUGGACAUUUGGUCGUGUGGAGUUAUUUUGUACGCUCUGCUGUGCGGAACGCUUCCAUUUGAUGACGAGCACGUUCCGACGCUGUUUAGGAAGAUCAAAUCUGGUAUUUUCCCCAUUCCGGAGUAUUUGAACAAACAGGUGGUGAGCUUGCUCUGCCAGAUGUUGCAGGUCGAUCCGUUGAAGAGGGCAACUAUUGAAGAAAUUAAGAAACAUGAAUGGUUCCAAAAGGACCUGCCGGCGUAUUUAUUCCCUUCCCCGGUAGAGCAGGAUAGCAGUGUCAUUGACACCCAUGCGGUUUCGGAAGUAUGCGAGAAGUUUGGCGUCAAGGAACAAGAAGUACACAACGCACUACUAAGUGGCGAUCCGCAUGAUCAGCUGGCCAUUGCAUACCAUUUGAUCAUUGACAACAAGCGCAUCGCUGACGAAGCUGCAAAGGCGGAACUAAAAGAUUUUUACGUGGCAGUAAGUCCUCCGCCUGCUCCACCGGUACAACCGGAGCGUCACACUCCGGUCAACGAACCCUUCAAGUCGCCCUCGAUUCAUCCGGAAAGAAUUGCACCUUUAAGAGAGAGACCGGCCACUACCGGAAGUGCCCCGAUUCCUUCGCCAAACAUUACGGCGACGGCCAUGCCAAUCGACAAACACCGCGGGACACCGGUCAAGCGGGCCAAGUGGCAUCUCGGCAUUCGGUCUCAGUCCAAACCCAACGAUAUCAUGCUGGAAGUUUAUCGUGCAAUGAAGGCCCUUGAUUUUGAGUGGAAAAUAAUCAAUCCCUACCACGUGCGCGUCCGGAAGUACAACUCGCGCAACGACAAAUACGUGAAGAUGUCCCUUCAGCUGUACCAGGUGGACACCAAGAGCUACCUGCUGGAUUUCAAAUCUCUCACCAACGACGAGGUGGAACAGGGCGACGAUGUGAUCAUGGAGAGCCUUACCCCUCCGCCGCCGGUGGGAUUCGGCGGAAUGGGCAUACCGAACCAACCGACCGGACACCAUACGAUGGAGUUCUUCGAAAUGUGCGCUGCUCUUAUUAUUCAACUAGCUCGUUAGAACAAACAUCUGCUGCGCGCAUAAGCGUUUAGUUGGCCGAAGAUGCCAUUUGUUGAUAGAUCAGUAUCCAAAGUUUAUUUUAUGUAUUAAUGAGAAAAUGAUCAAUAAAAUUGCCAUUGAAUAUAUACAGCAA
Messenger RNA from Aedes albopictus (Asian tiger mosquito), 1998 nucleotides. Its product is annotated as 5'-AMP-activated protein kinase catalytic subunit alpha-2. The coding region runs from base 228 to 1865 and encodes 545 amino acids. Gene Ontology annotation, cellular component: cytoplasm. Gene Ontology annotation, molecular function: ATP binding; protein serine/threonine kinase activity. Lineage: Eukaryota; Metazoa; Arthropoda; Insecta; Diptera; Culicidae. The record is from RefSeq and is a predicted model, not a curated record. Gene Ontology annotation, biological process: intracellular signal transduction; protein phosphorylation. The transcript is spliced from 3 exons.